Molecule: messenger RNA, 2252 nt
Organism: Colletotrichum phormii
Lineage: Eukaryota; Fungi; Ascomycota; Sordariomycetes; Glomerellales; Glomerellaceae
Exons: 6
Coding region: 1-2136 (711 amino acids)
Source: RefSeq, a predicted model, not a curated record
AUGUCGCAAUCAACACCAACUUACCAAAGCUGCCUCAAGAACUCCAAGGGUUCAUCCUUCCGAGUCGAGAAGAAGCGCGUCCGCUUCAAUGGCCUAGACCAAGUGCGCACCUUCCAGCGUCGCUCGGGUGAACUAACAACUCCUCCCAGAACCCCAAACGUAUCCAAGACCGGCUGGGGCUUCGAGAAUGAUGACUACAUCGUCAAAUUGCAUCUUGAGCAAGCCAAAAUCCAUAAGCGCUUGUCUAGACCCAAGGCUAUCAUGGAUAGAGACUUUCUCGCCAGGUUGCUCACCCCCGGUACUGAGCUAUGCCAACUGUUGCGGCAGACGCUCUACCAACGAAGGAAGAAGAAAAAUGCUUACUUGUACAGACAGAAGAACCGACCUUCCCAGAAGCAGCAAGGUAGAGUACGAGGUAAAUGCCGUGUCAAGAAGCUUCACUGGGAGUUUGCGCAGAGGGUCAAGAACCGUCUUCAUCAAGGUAGUCAUCUGAAACAAAUUAAGGCGGACGAGAUGUCAGAAUUUUCAAGAAGCAUUGUGUCAUAUGAAACCAUUCCGUUACGUCUACCAUCCUCCACAGCUCGUUCCUUCCUGCCCUCGGGGGAUGAGCUUGAGGAAGCUUCUCGCAGAGAAAACCAUUCUCUCGCCGACAUCGCAUUGUCUCGCGAGUCGCAAAGCACCAAAUCAGCCUUUCACCUUGUUCCUCCAAAUCCUCCCUGCCGUGCGAUCAUCGCGUCCUGCCACUCGGCCAUUAUGGCGUCGAUGUCGAGUCUUCCUCCCGAAAUGCUGGGCGAAAUUGCCGCAUGCUUCCAGGAUGACACCUCAAUUGGCGCAAACAAAGACUGGAUAGCCGACCAGAACACGCUCGCAAUCCUAUUCAGAGUAUCAAAGUCAUUUCAGUCAGCAGCCCAGCCUCUCCUACAUCGAAAGAUUUACCUCGCUGUCCGGGAUCCAGUCGGCGUCAGCAUUUUGUCCUUGAUCAAAGUUCUGCACCAUCGUGAGGACCUCCGCUCCAGAGUGGACCAAGUCCAUAUACACUUCGAAAAGGCCUAUUCUUGCCGCCUAAAACGGACCAUGAACGAUAUCCGCAACCUCGGCCAUUUCGCUCGAACCAUCGGCCUGCCAAGCCUCAGCACCGCACUGGAAGAAUGUACAAACAGUUCUCGCUUGUACGAUACGGUACUAUCUUCGCUACUCUUCCAUCAGCUUCAAGGCGUAUCUCAAGUGAUAAUCUCUGGGACAUAUGGCCCAGACUUGGAAGACGGCUAUGAAGAAUUCGACCAGAUGGACAAUGCUUGGUCGGUCUUGCCAGCUCUUUUGGUCUCACCAUCCGAGACACCGGAGGCUUUGCUUCAAAAUUUGAUUUUCCUUCGUUUGGACGCCCACAUAAGUACGACUAUGGAUCUCUCACAUUUCCACUUGCUCGCUUGUCUGGCACCCAACCUUGAGAAUUUUGAAGGGUUCAGAUUUGAAAGCGUCCCGGCAGAGGCAUUCAACGCUUUCAAAAAGCUCAAGCACCUGACUCUUUGGGAAGCACCUCUCGUGGAGAAUGUUUCUUCAAAUCAGCAAGGGAAUCUCGAGAUUCCGCCUGGUCUUCAUUCUUUUGACUACUGUGUGCGUUCUUCCUGGUUCUCGGAUGAACUGAACAUUUCCCCAAUAAAGGUCCGACGGGCGCUAGCGCAACAUUCAGAUACUCUGAUUUACAUUUACGUUCGAUUCCACCUGGAAAGUGGAAUGGAGGAGGACGGAUGGUUCGAUACUUUCGGGAUGUUCAAAAGACUUGAGUACCUUUCGGUGGAUCCAGCGGACUUUGCCAGGAAUGACCAGAACGGCUCAGGCCCAAAUGCAUUCAUCAAAACACUCCCUCGAUCGCUCCGAAGCCUAACUUUCCUGGACCAUCAUCACUCGAAACUUCAGGACAUCGAAUGGCUUGCCGACGCCGUUCAGAAAGGUGACUUUGAGAAUCUCGAGAGCUUCACCAUUCAUGUCACAGACGAAGCGAAGGACUUCGUCUACACUGCCUUGGGAGAAAUCUGGAAUGGGAUCGAUAAGCCAGAGUUUGUGGAGGAUGAAGCUUCGUUCUGUGUCAAAAUAGUUUCCCCGAGUGAUACGAGAGAAUUAUGGUGCUAUUGGUGAUGGACUUCACUGAUUCAGUCUUUCGGUUGAACGGUUGGUGUCGCAUCACUCUGUCAUUUGUUCAGAACCGGGGGUGGGUGUCACACGGGCACAGAGGUACACGUGUCAGAUGAGGA